Molecule: messenger RNA, 1041 nt
Organism: Peronospora matthiolae
Lineage: Eukaryota; Oomycota; Peronosporomycetes; Peronosporales; Peronosporaceae
Source: the annotation of a GenBank genome assembly
AUGUCCAGAGCCGAAGCAGGAGUUGGAGGGAAGAAACGCCCGCGAGCCGAUCUCCUCUCGACGCUCGAUGCAGCGUUCGCGUCCACUGCGCAGGCUACAGAUUCCAAGUACACGGCACAAGCUGCCGCCCAGUCGGAUCUUCCCCCGAAACACAAGCAACAGGCUUAUCAGCACUUGAAACGGAAGCGGAAGGGCGACGACAAGCACGUUCACGAGGGAAAUGGUCGACGCAAAACACGGGGCCAAGACCAUGCAAAAAAGGAGACAGCAGCGAAGCAGGGGAAGAAGCAGACGGAAGCCGCGUAUGAAAAGAUGAGCACGGAGUUGCUGGCGAUUGGGUUGAAAGACUGCUCGUUGCAUCCGCAGGUUCAAACGCUGACGAAACCGCGCGUGUUGCACGAGACGCUGAAGCAGUACAUUGAGUCGGUGACGCGGGGCACGAAAGCCGACUCGAAUGCAGUCGCGAGUCUCAAGAACAAGGUCUUGUCACUCGACAAUCCAUUCAAGAAAAGUGCGGCGGCUGACAGCGCAGCGAAAAAAACCAUUGCUGCAGCGAGUCGCAUCCAGACUGCGAAAUUGCUCAGCGCCCGUCGACGUCGAGAGCUUGGGUUGCACUUGCUAAGUGGCGAGAUACAGUACAACGACGUCGAGCUGCUCAAGGAGAUCUGGACGCGGUAUGUGAGCCAGGCGAUUCAAAAUGAACUUAGUGAAGUCCAACACGUCACUGAGGAAGCGCAGCGCUCAAGGAAUGCAAAGCUGCACCUGAAACUCAAGUAUCUGGAUCUGUCAGGGUGUCCACUUGAAGUGGUGCAAUCCCGAAAUCCAUGCAACAUCGGUCUCCGAGGUAUCGUCGUCGCAGAGACACAGCAUACGGUGCAGCUCUGCUCUCCUGCACCUUCAAGCGACGACAAAAACCACCACGGCAGUCUCCGCACUCUCUUCAAGUCGGGCUCGUCCUUCCGAGUCCAUCUCAAUGCCACGCGCACCUUGAUCCUUGACAGCACGUGGUUUGCUGACCGUGCGGACGUUGUGAACCAGUAG